GAGAGCAUGGCCAUCAUCCUUGGCAUCUGCCUUCGCCUUGCAGGCAGCACUCGGCAGCUGGACUGUGUUCACAGCACGGCCACAGCAACGCUGCGGCAAGCCAUAGCGCUCAUCUUCGACAGAGCUGCCAGCAGCGAGGGCCUGCCGGUGCAAUCUGCCCCCCGCCAGGCCAACCGUGUGUGGAACACCUCCGAGCCGGGCGACAUCAGCCGCAUCGUCAUGGCCUCCAGGGCGACGGAGGGCGAGGGGGCGGGGCGGGGGGUGGGGGAGGAGCUGGAGACGGUGGUGCUCAAGGAGCGCGUGGACGACCUCUCACCCGCAGCCCGCAUGGGCCUCCGCCUGCUCGAGGAUCUCGCCGCUCUCGCUGCGGGCCAACAGGCGCAGUGGCUGCACGUGCCGUCACUGCAGCGCACGUUCGCCCUGGAGAUGCUGGAGUACGUCGUGUCCCACUAUGCCACGCUCUUCCGCCGCCUCACUCCCUACCAGCAGGUGCUGCAGCACAAGCUCUGUGCACUCGUGAUGACGUCACUGCGCUCCACAGGCUCUGAGGAGGGGGAUGUGGGCGAGCCAGGGUACCGGCGGUUGGUGCUGCGCUGUGUGGCCACUCUCGUGCGGCAGCACCACGCUCAGCUCACCACUGAGUGCGAGGUGUUUCUGCUGAUGCUGGUGAAGAGCGUGGACCAGGACCUGCCUCUCUGGCACCGCAUCCUCGUGCUUGAAGUGCUCCGGGGCUUCUGCGUGGAGCCAGGGACCCUUCAACUCAUAUUCAACCUGUUUGACAUGCAGCCGGGCAACAGCAGCAUAGUGGAGGAGAUGGCAGUGGCGCUGGCACACGUGGUGCAGAGCGUGCAGGUGCCGGACUCCAGUGAGGAGAGUCUAGCUGCAGUUGCCGGCAUGUUCAGCAGCAAGGCCAGAGGGGUGGAGUGGUCGAUGGACUUUGACUGGGCGGGCAACGCAGUGGUGGCGGCCAGUGAGGCGCACGCCAUAACGCUGGCGGUGGAGGGGCUGCUGGGCAUCGUCUUCACCAUCGCUCUGCUCACCGACGAGGCCAUGGAUGACUCACACCCGCACUCCGCCUCACCUCCCAAGUCCCCUCUCGCACCGCGCAAGCAACCUGAUGCUCAGACCGUUGCCCAGGGCGGUGGGGCUGCUGCAACAGACGGUGCUUCAGGGGUUGGUGGGCGCCAGGGUGAGGAGGGGGCAUCACCUGUAAGCCCUCCCUCCCCACGGGUGCCAGGCAAGCACCCUGCCUUGCUGGCUGAGUCCGACUCCCAUGCGCCCUCCCCAGGGCUCACUCGCGGCCUGCUGGCCCUGCUGGGCGGCAUGCAGGAGGAGGGCGAUGGGAGCGAGUGGGUGAAGAAAGGAGCUCAGGAUGAUGAGGAUGCGGAGAGCAGGGGCGGCAGUGCAGAGGGGCGGGUGCGCGGAGCACUGGAGGAGCUGUGUGUGCGCAUGGUGGAUGCCGUGUGGAAGACCGUCCUCGAUGCUCUCUCCAUCAUUCUUGCCCGGUCACAGGGCGAGGCUGUCAUUCUGGAGAUUCUUAGGGCAUACCAGGCGUUCACCCAGGCAUGUGGCGCGUUGGACCUGGUGGACCCGCGGGACGAGUUCCUCGCAUCGCUGUGUCGCUUCACCCUCGUCGCCUCGCCAUCCAUGACCACCAUGGCGCCCCCCGGCCAGCCCUUUGACUCCGACCGCUUCCAACUGCCCUCCUCCCCGUCAAGCGCGUACCUGUCGCCCAUGAGGUCGCUGGAUGCACUGCUGGGCGUGGAGUCACGGGGGGACCUGCUCGCCUCUACCAUGGGCUCCGCUGCUGCCGCCUCUGCUGCUGCCCUGGGGCAGGGCGUGCCCGUGCUCACCCCCAAGAACAUGCAUGCCCUGCGCACCCUCUUCAAUGUCUCCCACCGCCUCUGCGCCGUGCUUGGACCGUCCUGGGAACUGGUGAUGGAGACUCUGGCUGCCCUCGACCGCACCAUCCAUUCGCCAUACGCCACCAGCCAGGACGUAUCCACAUCAGCAUCAACGCCAUCAGCAGGGUCGCGCGGGUCCAAGGAGCUCACAGGCGCGCCCUCCUCACUGCAGUCCGACUUCUCCGUGCUCGCCACCCUCGAUGCACAGCUGUUCCAGAGCACGGCCCACAUGGACACCCCAGCCGUGCUCGCCCUGCUGGCGGCCCUGCGAGUCGUGUCCAACCGCGCGCUGCACUCCGUCACCACCGGCCUCGGCAUCGCUGCCUCGGGCUCCUCUGCUGCUGCUGCCGCCGCUGGCACGUCUGCUGCUGCUGCGGCGGUGGCGUCUCCUCUCACCACGGGCGCGCUGCCGUCCACGCUCAAGAUGUUUGCCGUGGAGCGCAUGCUCUCUGUGCUCACCCACAACAUGCACCGAAUGGACCUUAUCUGGGAUGCCAUCCUGUUGCACCUGCUCGAGCUGUCCGUCCACGAGAGCGCAGGCGUGCGGGCGGUGGCGGUGGAUGCCAUCGACCGCGCCGUCAUGGCCGCCCUCUCCUCGCCCUCGCUGCACCGCCGCUCCUCCACCUCCUCCUCCUCCGCCCUCACCACCGCCGCAGCCUCUUCACAGGCCACUGAGGAGCAGCAGGGGGCGGAGGUUUGUCGGAAAGUUGGACAGGAGGGGGGCGAGGAGAGGGAGGGGCAGAAGGGGGAGGGCGAGGGGGAGGGGCGGGGAGAGGUGGCGCUGGAGGAGAUGGUGGUGGGCGCUGUGAGCUCCCUGUGGCGCGAUGGGCACGAUGCAGAGGUGAAGGCAGGCGCCCUGCGCAUCCUGCUGCACAUGCUGGAGGUGAGUACGGCACAAUCCAUUAGCACAGUGUGCAUGUGCUGCUUGAUUCCCCACCUGCGUGGGCUUGUCAUCUGCAUUGCCCCUCCCAUCACUGCCUGUCUGCAGCGCCAUGGGGAGAAGCUGCACUCCACAUGGCCCACUGUUCUCCACCUCCUAAGGAUGGUAGCAGAGACGAAUGACAAGGACCUCGUGGGCCUUGCCUUCCAGAGUGAGCUGGUGGUGGUCAACGACUGCCUCUCCUCCAUUCCGCCUCACACCCUUCAACUGUGUGUGGAGGUGGUGGGGGCGUUUGCGGGGCAAGUGGCGGAUGUGAACAUCUCUCUCACGUCCGUGGGGCUGCUCUGGACCAUGGCUGACUUCUUUGCUCGAGGCCUCGACCAUGCCACCACCACACACCGCACUGCCACCUAUGCAGGGGGGACCAAACGGGGAGAGGGGGGUGAAGGGACCGAGGUGGGCGGAGGGCAGGGGAGGGGAUCCGGCAGCGGGAGGAUGCUGGACGAGCGGAGCAGCGCACUGCUGCUGGCGGUGCUGUGUGUGAUGGAGGCGCGUGCCAAGGACGGGCGGCCGGAGGUGCGCAACGCGGCCAUGCGCACGCUGUUCCAGACGGUGGUCAGCCACGGCGCCAAGCUGCCGCCCGCCUUGUGGCGCCACUGCCUCUGGGACCUCAUCUUCCCCCUCAUCGACUCCGUGCGCUCCCUUGCGGCCACGGCAUCGAGAGACGAGGCGCCGGGGACGGAAAUAGGGCGGCAGGGGGGGAGGAGUGUGAUGAUGCUGGUGCACCACAGUCGCAACACGGCGCAGAAGCAGUGGGAUGAGACGCUCGUCAUGGCGCUCAACGGCCUUGCCCGCCUCAUUCGUGCCUUCUUCCCACUGCUGCAUACCAUGGACAACUUCCGGGAAGUGUGGGGUGCACUGCUGCAGUUCGUGGAGGAGGGCGUGCUGACCGGCAGCCGAGAAGUCAGUUCUGCUGCUGCCAGCACCCUGCAGACCAUCAUGCUCACACAUGCCACCAAGGGCAGCAUCCCGCGGCACUACUGGGACAGCAGCAUGGACGCGUACGAGCUGCUGCUGCGCGACAGCACGGCGCCGGCGUCCGUGGUGGCGGUACGCACGCGGCAGAAGCUGGUGGAGGACCUGGGCGAGGUGUACAGCACGGCGGGCCUCGCCUUUGAGGACGACGACUACCUGCGCCUGCUCGCCUGUGUGGACGUCAUGGCCCGCUGCCCCGUGCUGCCCUCCGAACCCCCUCCCCUCGCUGGCACGCUGCCCCAGGUGCAGCGCACGGUGCUGGAGGUGCUGCCGCGCGUGCAGCCCUCUGCGCACGCGCAUCUGUGGCCCGCGCUGCUGCAGCAGCUGCUCGCCUACCUGCCGGGCGGGGACCGCCUGCUCUGCCCGCACUGCCGCGUGCCGCCGCGCUUCCUGUCCGAGGCCACGCAACGCCACGCCCCAAAGGUUUCCCUGGGUGGCGUUGCAGGGGGUGUGGAUGGCACGGGAGGGGACAGCGGUGUUGGUGAAGGGAGAGGAGGGGGAGGAGGAAACGAUGGUGGGGAUGCGGGCGAAGCAGGCAGCGAGGAAAUCGAUAGUCAAGGAGGGGACGCAGGAGGUGCCACACAAGCUGCCGGCAACGGCAGUAGCAGCCGGACGACAUCAUUCGGCCUAUCUCUGGGCGGCAAGGUGCAGCUGUUUGCGCCAGCAGCGGUGUACGUGCCGACAUCAGGCAACCCCACGGGGUCGUUCAUGCUGAGCUACCCCGUCACGGCGCCCGGCGCCCUCUCACCCGCACUGCAGGACCGCGUGGUGGCGCUGCUGCUGGAGCUCUUCCUCAACGCGCCCCCAGAGGCCCGAGACACCGUCCUGCCCGACCUCGUUGCUGCUCUCGGCAGAUGCGCCCUCGUUAUCUCUGCUUAUCCAUUCGUUUCAUUCUCAUUCACUCGUCGUGCUUACCACGUGCUUCUCCCCACCAUGUUCUCCCCACCAUGUUCUCCCCACCAUGUUCUCCCCACCAUGUUCUCCCCACCAUGUUCUCCCCACCAUGUUCUCCCCACCAUGUUCUCCCCACCAUGUUCUCCCCACCAUGUUCUCCCCACCAUGUUCUCCCCACCAUGUUCUCCCCACCAUGUUCUCCCCACCAUGUUCUUCCCACCAUGUUCUCCCCGCUGCACCCUUGCACGCCACAGGUGUAUGCUCAUCCGCCGCACCUCGCCUGACCUUCAGCUGUGGCGCACGGCCGUGGCCACGCUCUCAGACAUCCUUAAACACGCCCUCCCGCCUGACCCCCCUCUCACAACACACGCCAAUCACACCUCUCCUUCAGACCCUCUGGCUCCUCCUGCACGCCCAUCCUCACCCACGCAUGCCUCUUCCACACACCACCACACCAAGCACCAGCAUGAGCCACAUAAGGAAGUUGCCAAGGAGGGCAACGGUGCAGUGGGCGGCAGCAGUGAGGGGGGGGGAGCACGGCAGCGCAUGUGGCAGGAGCUGGCGGCGGUGGUGGAGCAGUUCGUGCUCGGCACAUGCGGCACCACCCUGCUCGCAGACCUCCCCUCCCCGGCGCCCCAGCCCUCGCCAGCACCACCCCCAGGCCAUUCCCCCCGACGCUCCCCCAGAGUGGGGGGAGGGGAGGGCGCAGGGGGCAGUCCGCGGAGAAGAGCUGCUCCUGGCAGCGGCGGUGGCAGCGGGGCAGGGCGGGCACCAGGGGCCGGGGGAGCAGCCGUGCCUGCUGGGAGGGGGGCGGGGGAGGCAGAGAGCAGUGACUGGGGCACAGGCAGCGAGGGGAGGGGCGGAGGAGGCGCGGGCAGCAGUGGGUGGGCGGGGGAGGCGGGGUCGACACGGGGAGUGUCGGAGCUGCUUACUCGCGAGGUGGUGGAGGCGGAUGAGAUGCUGGAGGCGCUCUUCCUUGACACCCUCUGCACCCGCGUGCUCACCCACUGCUAUGACGCCCCCCACAAGGUGCCCACUGCCAUGACGCCCCCCAUAAGCAACACCCCUGCACCUCUGCUGCUCUAUCUCCCACGUGACCCCUCUGAUCUGAACCGUGCAGGAGAGGGAGCGGCUGGUGGCAGUGCUGGAUGCGUGUGCUGCACGCACCAGCGCGCUGCCCCUGGCUGCUGCGGCAGCGCUGCCAACCCACUGCGCGCGCUUCUCCCUCGCCUGCCUCUCCCGCCUCUUCAUGCUCGCCGGGUGGGUGCCUCUCCGCCUUGUUGCUCGCCGCCACCCUUUUUUGCCUGCCAACGUGCUCGACUCAUGGCAUCUCUCUCAAUGCACUAA
Molecule: messenger RNA, 6060 nt
Organism: Closterium sp. Naga37s-1
Lineage: Eukaryota; Viridiplantae; Streptophyta; Zygnematophyceae; Desmidiales; Closteriaceae
Source: the annotation of a GenBank genome assembly